Pseudozyma hubeiensis SY62 is the source of this 1080-nucleotide messenger RNA. RefSeq names its product potential regulator of salt tolerance. NCBI's taxonomy places the organism in Eukaryota, Fungi, Basidiomycota, Ustilaginomycetes, Ustilaginales, Ustilaginaceae. The coding region runs from base 1 to 1080 and encodes 359 amino acids. Gene Ontology annotation, biological process: regulation of transcription by RNA polymerase II. Gene Ontology annotation, molecular function: transcription coregulator activity. The transcript has 2 exons. The record is from RefSeq and is a predicted model, not a curated record. Gene Ontology annotation, cellular component: mediator complex.
AUGUGCAAGAGUGUAGCGCAAGAAUGUGCUUAUCGGUCACGAGUCGGUUGUUUGCAGCAGCCGCGGCCGCGAGCCGCAACCCAGUUGUGCAUUCCGCGGCCGAUUCAGCUUCAUACACGAUCAGCUGUCAUUGUCGCCGUCGCCAGUCGUCCGACUCGGAUCCUUUCUUCACCAGCAUACGAACAACUAUCUCGACUUUCCACCAUCAUCGAUCGCACCAUGACGUCUGCACCAUCGGUCCAUCAGCAACGUGGCGAGGACAGCCUCGAUGUGCUUCCUGCCGAGUUGCAGGACACCAUCAUGGAGAAGAAGUUUGCUCAGAUCAAGCAGCAGCGACAGGACGCGCGCAACGUGCUGCGAGAAGCCAAACAGAGGACGCGCAACCGGCAGACCGACCAGCAGAUCUUGCUGCUCAUGCAGGCCGACGAACGACUUGCUGCGCUGCUCGCUCAAGCUGCCGACUCGAUGCGCGCGCUCUUGCCCCCCGUCGCGGCUACCGAAGCCGAUGCAGCGGCAGUUGCGACCGAUACUUCAGCUCAACACGGGGCAAAGGCCUUCGAAGACAAAGCACAGCAGUGGUUCUCGAUCCUCAACGAGGUGCAGUACUCUCUGCGCAGCGCAGUGAGGUACCUUCGCCAGGCACAGCUGUCGCCGCUCACACCACCCGUUGGACCCGACGCCCGUUCGCUCGGCAGAGCAGGCUCAGCCGGCCGCGGGCACAACCUCUCGCUGCUCGAAGUGUUCUCCGACAUCGGCGGUCUGCACGGCGGCACAACGUUUAAGCUUCCUCCUCUCGAUCAUUCGGCAUCGUCCUCGUCCGGAGCCUCGUCGCGAUCCUCGUCCUUCUCGACGGUGCUGCCCGAAUCCAGUCUGAGCUUGCAGGCUCUGCGCGAAAGGGAGAGCAACUGGAAAGCUCUGUCCGGCUCGCUGCAGCAGAUCCAUCAAUCUAUGACCGACGCAAGUGUCGACGGAACCUCGAAACUUUCGCCCGAACUCAGUUUGCUCGAAAGCAUCCGCAACGGCUGCAGCUCGGAUAGGAUCCUCAUCGACGCUCUCGUCAACACCAACCACAUGGCUUGA